Messenger RNA from Paramuricea clavata, 150 nucleotides. The record is from the annotation of a GenBank genome assembly. Lineage: Eukaryota; Metazoa; Cnidaria; Anthozoa; Malacalcyonacea; Plexauridae.
AUGUUUUUUAUUAGAACUGUCGAAGCCGAGAAAAUUACAGUGAAGGAAGGAGUGAGCGAGAUCGAUCAAUGGAGCAACGAAAUAGAAAAGCAUAUAGAAGAAGUAGACCAAACAAUAGGGCUUCUCGAACAGUGGUUAAAUGAUACACAA